AUGUCUUGUGGAAGUCCUUCUAGUCAAUCUCGUCUUUCCGUUCCCGGUAGAACUACUCAGCCCCAUUUACCUCCUUUGACAAUCCCACACAGUAUGAACGGAGAAGGAGGUGUUGCUACUCCCAACACUCCUCACGGACUUUUGCCUACAGGCCUUCUCGUGGGAAGUCCAUUUGUGCAGAGUCCUACUAGUUAUACUCCAAUGCAGGGUAUGCCGUUUGGUGCCCCUCAAAUGGCUGCGCAUUCUCCUCAUCCUGCACCCAGUUAUAACGUUUCUCAUGUUACUAGCCCAAUCGUCCCAAGUUUCGCUCCUGGGUAUUACCCUAUGCCCAGCAAUCCUACCGGACAACAGCCCGUGAAAACUGUAUACGUUGGAAACCUGCCAUCCGGAACACCCAUCGAUGAAAUUUUGUCUUGUGUCCAUACCGGUCCUAUCGAAUCAGCUUGGAUCUUGCCAGAGAAAAAUUGUGCUUUUAUAUCGUUUCUGGAUCCUACCCAUGCUACAGCUUUCUUACAAGAAUCCCACAUGAAGCGUCUCACUAUCAGAGGAGCAGAUGUCAAAGUAGGUUGGGGUAAAAACUCUGCUUCUAAUUCGUCUGUUUUAAUGGCUGUUCAACAGUCGGGAGCUUGCAGAAACGUUUUUCUUGGUAAUCUUCCCAGCGGUAUCACCGAUGAGGAAAUUCGAGAAGACUUGGGGCCUUUUGGUCCUAUUGACCAAAUUAAAAUAGUUGUGGACAAGAAUAUUGCUUUCGUUCAUUUUCUCAAUAUAGCAGCUGCCAUCAAGGCCGUUCAAAACUUACCAUCAAAUCCCAAGUGGACUAAACGAAGGAUAUUUUAUGGUCGUGACAGAUGCGCUGGUGGCUUAAAGCAGCAACCCUAUAAGGGUCAAUUAGGUGUCAUAUCACCUAGUUACCCAAUGAUGGGAUACCCACCUGCCAGUCCUGUUAUGGGAAAGCCUGACAUUAUAACAACCGGCAACCGAACUGUUUAUAUUGGUAAUAUUCAUGCUGAUACAACUAUCGAAGAAAUUUGCAACACUGUUCGUGGUGGCUUACUUCAUAAUAUCCGUUUCCUUCCAGAGAAGCACAUUUGUUUUGUAACAUUUGUUGAUCCUGUUUCUGCUUAUCGCUUUUUUGAAUUAACUAGCAUUAACGGACUAGUCAUUCGCAACCGUCGCCUAAAAAUUGGAUGGGGUAAACAUAGCGGUCCACUACCUUCUAACAUUGCACUUGCCGUUGCUGGUGGAGCUAGUCGUAACAUUUACAUUGGAAAUGCAGAUGAUUCUCUGACGGUAGAGAGACUCAAGCAAGAUUUUGAGGAAUACGGGGAGAUAGAGUAUAUCAAUCUUUUCCGCGAAAAGAGUUGUGCCUUCGUGAACUUCACCUCUAUUUCUAAUGCCAUUUAUGCUUUGGAAUGUAUCAAACAGAAGAAUGGAUACGAACAUUUCCGCAUCAGUUAUGGUAAAGACAGAUGCGGUAACCCACCAAGGACAAGUUCGAAAUCUGAUGUCUUGUCUGUUUCAUCUGACAUGAGCAUGCCUAUUGAUGUCGUUGUGCCUCAACCGACCAUACCAGGUUUUAUGCCAGCUAAUGCUAGCGUUUAA
Schizosaccharomyces osmophilus is the source of this 1602-nucleotide messenger RNA. RefSeq names its product RNA-binding protein Nrd1 (gene nrd1). Gene Ontology annotation, cellular component: cytoplasmic stress granule. The coding region runs from base 1 to 1602 and encodes 533 amino acids. The record is from RefSeq and is a predicted model, not a curated record. The transcript has a single exon. Lineage: Eukaryota; Fungi; Ascomycota; Schizosaccharomycetes; Schizosaccharomycetales; Schizosaccharomycetaceae. Gene Ontology annotation, molecular function: mRNA binding. Gene Ontology annotation, biological process: mRNA splicing, via spliceosome.